AUUAAUAAUAAAGAGAAUAAUAUCAUAUAUCAAAAUUUUACAAAUUUAUGUUCAUUAGAAGACGAAUUUGAUGAUAAUAUAUUACAAAAUAUUAAUGUUAAUAUUGGAAAAUAUUUAUUAUCAAUGUUUUAUUAUAAAGAUAUUAUUUUAGAUAAAAUUAAUUUGAAUAAAUUAGAAUGUUCGGAAUCUGCUAGAAAAGGUGAUCCAAUAGCUCAAUAUAAUUUAGGUUCUUGUUAUCAACAUGGUAAUGGAGUUAUUAAAGAUUAUAAUAAAGCAUUAUUAUGGUAUUCUAAAUCAGCUAAUAAUGGUUAUGCUUUGGGUCAAAAUAAUUUAGGAGAAUUAUAUGAGAAAGGAUUUGGUUGUAAUAAAGAUUAUAAUAAAGCAUUUGAAUGGUAUUCCAAAUCUGCUAAUUAUGAAUGUGCUGAAGGUCAAAAAAAUUUAGGAAAUUGUUAUUAUUAUGGAAGAGGAAUAACAAAAGAUUAUAAUAAAGCAUUUGAAUUGUAUUUGAAAUCUGCUAAUAAUGGAUGCGCUUUAGGUCAAAAUAGUUUAGGUUUUUGUUAUAAAAAUGGUAUAGGAGUAAAAAAAGAUUAUGAUAAAGCAGUUGAAUGGUUUUUUAAAGCUGCUAAUAAUGGGUGCGCUUUGGGUAAAAAUAACUUGGGUGUUUGUUACAGAUAUGGUAUAGGAGUAACAAAAGAUAUUAAUAAAGCAUUUGAUUUAUAUUCUGAAUCAGCUAAUGAUGGGUGUGCUGAAGGUCAAUAUAAUUUAGGAAAUUGUUAUUAUCAUGGAAUUAUAACAGAUGUAAAUUAUAAUAAAGCAUUUGAAUGGUAUUUUAAAUCAGCUAAUGAAGGAUUUAAUCCUACUCAAUAUAAUUUAGGUUAUUGCUAUCAAUAUGGUAAAGGAGUAGCUAAGGAUUAUAAUAAAGCAUUUAUAUUGUAUUAUAAAUCAGCUAAUAAUGGAUUUUGUUCAGGACAAAAUAAUUUAGGAUUAUGUUAUGAGAGAGGAUUUGGAACUAAUAAAGAUUAUAAAAAAGCAUUUGAAUGGUAUUCUAAAUCAGCUGAAAAUGGAUGUGCUGAAGGUCAAAAUAAUUUAGGCUUUUGUUAUGAGAAAGGAUUCGGAACUAAUAAAGAUUAUAAAAAAGCAUUUGAAUGGUAUACUAAAUCGGCUGAAAAAGGAUGUGCUAUUGGUCAACGCGGUUUAGGAAGUUGUUAUUAUUAUGGUAACGGAGUAAGUCAAGAUUAUAAAAAAGCAAUUGAAUGGUAUGUAAAAUCUGCUGGAAAAGGUGAUUCAAUAGCAAAAAAUAAUUUAGGAUGUUGUUAUCUUUAUGGUUGUGGAUUCAUUCAAAAUUAUGAAAAAGCAUUUAAAUGGUUUUCCAGAUCAGCUAAUGAUGGAUGUUCUUUAGGUCAAAAUGCUUUGGGUUAUUGUUAUGAGAAAGGAUUUGGAACAGAUAAAAAUUAUAAUAAAGCAUUUGAAUGGUAUUUAAAAGCAUCAAAUAACGGAGAUCCAAAAGGAUAUUAUAAUUUAGGAAAAUGCUAUCAUUAUGGUAUUGGAACUAGCAUAAAUAUUGAGGAAGCAAUUAUUUUGUACAAUAAGGCCUUAGAUAAGGGAAUUAAAGAUGCAACUAAUGAGUUAAAUAAAAUACUAAAAUUUUGAUCAAAUAACAACAUUUAAUUAUACUGACGUUAUAAUAUAUACU
Molecule: messenger RNA, 1693 nt
Organism: Rhizophagus irregularis DAOM 181602=DAOM 197198
Lineage: Eukaryota; Fungi; Glomeromycota; Glomeromycetes; Glomerales; Glomeraceae
Molecular function (GO): protein binding
Source: RefSeq, a predicted model, not a curated record